Rhizophagus irregularis DAOM 181602=DAOM 197198 is the source of this 1568-nucleotide messenger RNA. Lineage: Eukaryota; Fungi; Glomeromycota; Glomeromycetes; Glomerales; Glomeraceae. The record is from RefSeq and is a predicted model, not a curated record.
UUCCAUAAACUCUUUCCGAGUUCUUUAAAGAAUUUUAUAUCAUAUGGAUUAUAUUAAAGUUUGUAAAAAGCUUAAACUAAAAAUUAUAUUAAGUGCUAUGUUUUCAAAAGAGUUGAGGGAAUUGAUUAUGCUUAAUGGAGUAUGUCCUGAUUGUAAAGAAAUUAAUACAGGUUGGGCAUGGUGCAACAAAUGUGAUCCAGGUCGAUUUUUAAAGGAAGGAAAAACAAGUGGAAAUCCUGAUUUUGAUAAAUUAAUACAUGAAGCUCAACUUGAAACAAGAGAUUAUGGUGACAACACAGAAUGGAUACCUUUUGAAAGAUUAAAAGAUAUUAAACCUAUUGGAGAAGGUGGUUUUGCUACAAUUUAUUCUGCCACUUGGUUGGACGGAAUUCCUGAAUAUUUAUCUAAAAAACGUCGUAGUGAGCCUCAAAUAGUCGCACUUAAAAAAUUUAAGAAUUCAAGAAUUAUGAUUGGAGCAUUUACUGAUGAGAUAAAAGUACAUGUUAAAUGUUCGGGCUGUAUGGUUCAAAAAUUAUACGGAAUAACAAAAGAUCCGAAAACAGACGAAUUUUCUAUGGUUAUAAUGUACGCUUCAGAUGGAAAUUUAAGAGAUUAUCUUAAAAAAAAUUUUUCAUCCUUAAAAUGGGAAGAAAAAUUACAAAAUUUAUGGUAUAUUAUAGAUACUCUUGGAAAAAUCCAUGACAUAAAUUAUAUUCAUAAAGAUUUGCAUAGUGGAAAUAUACUUAUGUAUAAACCUAAUGUUGAUGAUUUGAGUGGCACGAUGAUUUCGGAUUUAGGACUUUCACAAUCAAUAUAUGACUCAAAUAAUUCUACAAAUGUAUGUGGAGUAUUACCUUAUAUAGCACCAGAAAUAUUUAAUGGUAAACCAUACACAAAAGCAAGUGAUAUUUAUAGUUUUGGCAUUAUUAUGGUAGAAAUGUCUACUGGAAAACCACCCUAUGGGAAUAUAUCACAUAGCGAUGAUCUUGCAUUAGCAAUUUGCGUUGGUUUAAGACCAAAAGUUAUUAGGGGAACUCCAAAAUGUUAUAUCGAAUUAGUUAAUAAAUGUCUUGAUUCUGAUCCAGAGAAAAGACCUUCUUGUAAUGAAUUAUUGAGCGUAAUAUUUAAAUGGAAUUUGGAAUUUAUCAAUGGAAAAACAGAAUCAGAAAUUGUAAAAGAAUUUUCUAAUGCAGAUGCGAUUGUUUCACGAGAAUAUUCUUCUAAUGAGAUUACAUUACAUCCUGAAGCAAUUUAUACAAGUCGUCAUAUGAAUUUUCGUAAUCUCCCUAAAUCGAGAAAUUCUUUAGGAGUUCAAGUUGAAAAUUCUGAAUUUUCUGAUCCUAAUUUGCUUGAAAACUUUAUUUAUGACGCUGUUAAAGAACAAAGUCAAGAUAAGAUUGAAGUAGAAAGUACGAACGAAUAACAACAGAAUAACAAAUAUACGUUAAAAAUAAAUUAUAAUGAAUAAUUAUAGAUCUCUUAUUAUCAUUAAAAAUGAUAAUUUAAUUGCAAUUACACAUUAUUAUACAUUCUAACAAUUAAUUAUAGUAUCCAAAAACACAUCUUUU